GGAGAUCUUGGUUCUUCCAAGGGGCUUCUCCGCAAUGAGCAGAUUUAAACCCCAAGGAAUGUUCUUGAAACAGCAGGAAAACAAGGAAAAGGAACGAAGAUGGAUCCCAUCCUCUUUGGCCACCGCCCGCCAGGACUCCGCAACAGUUGGGCUUUAGAAUCAGAACAAUCUGGAAAGCAAUCGGGAGCAGCAAAGCGGCCUCGAGCAACUGCAGCGGCCCGGAAAGCCAACGCGGCCCGACCCCUGGGGACUCCCGCCGCUAUGGGCACCGGCAGCAGCAGGGCGGGGAAGACGCGGAGCCUCAGCCCGCCGAGGCGCUGGCUGGGGCCCGGAUGGGGCAGCGCGAGUCAUAGCGCCCCCUCCCGGCAGGGCCCGACGGACGACGAGGGGGCGGCUAGGGCGAGGGCCGCGGGCCAGACCCCGGCGCGCGCCCCCGCGCUGCCGCUCGAGCCGCCCGACUCGGACUCCGAGCUCCUGGACCAAGUGCUGGAGGAGUGCGACGAAGACAGCCCCCAACUCCUGUCGCUGCCGCUGCCGCCGCCUCCGCCUCGCCGCCCUCCGCGCCACGACGCUGGAGACUCCUGCUCCCGCCCAACAGAGGGCAGCGGAGAGGAGGCCGUGGGUCGGCGGGAGAAGCCGGAGGGUUUUUUAGCAAGAUCUACGCCAGAGAGCAAUAACUUUGCCAAUCAGUUGCCGCUCAAGAAGCCAGAGAGACAAGCCAAGAUAUCCUACGAUUACUCUGAAGAGGAGCUGAUGGCAACCAUAGAGCAAGAAUACUGUCGCUGAAGCCAGUCAAGCUAUACCAAUGUGACCAUAAACAAAUUUACCUAGGGGCUGGGUUGUUAAACUGCAGUGUUUCUGAGAAAAAGUCUACUAGCAUGACAGGCAGAAAGACAACUCAAAAUGCUGGCCAGAGAGAUACAACUACAGGAAACUAUUAUCUGAACACUACCUAUGGAGCCAAAUGGGAACUUACUGUGUUCCUUCUGGAAAAGAGAAAAGCAACAGACAGACACAGAUGUUCACUUUCAGCUAAAGCUUGAGGUGUGAAGUAGUAAAAGAGCAAUCGCCUUAUUUGUCUAAGUCUUAACGAAAGUACGGUAAAGGUCAUCAUUAACUUCGGGUGGUCUGUAUAUUGUCUUACUGUUCCCAAGAACUGGGGACUGUCGAUCCUUUUGGCCGCAGGCACUAAGCACAUUAAAACUUACGUUCCCAACACCCAA
Molecule: messenger RNA, 1223 nt
Organism: Candoia aspera
Lineage: Eukaryota; Metazoa; Chordata; Lepidosauria; Squamata; Candoiidae
Gene: CYS1
Product: cystin 1
Exons: 3
Coding region: 100-786 (228 amino acids)
Source: RefSeq, a predicted model, not a curated record